Alligator sinensis (Chinese alligator) is the source of this 10489-nucleotide messenger RNA. It is a transcript of the gene NIN, whose product is annotated as ninein. Gene Ontology annotation, biological process: centrosome localization; centrosome-templated microtubule nucleation; microtubule anchoring at centrosome. NCBI's taxonomy places the organism in Eukaryota, Metazoa, Chordata, Crocodylia, Alligatoridae. Gene Ontology annotation, molecular function: calcium ion binding. Bases 513 to 6875 code for a protein of 2120 amino acids. The record is from RefSeq and is a predicted model, not a curated record. The transcript has 30 exons. Gene Ontology annotation, cellular component: centrosome; ciliary transition fiber; pericentriolar material.
CUCCCAGCGCUCCCCACGCCGGGUCCGCGGAGGCUGUUGCCGGGCGCUCCCGAAGCCGCUCAGCCCUGCCCCUGCCCCGGAGGCUCCGGGAGCUGCACAAAAGCGCCGCCGGCUCGCCCGCCCCGGGCGCUGCAAGGCUGGGACCCGGCCCCGCCGCCCCUGGCUUUGUGGCCCGGGCCCUCCGCGGCUCGCUGGCGGUGGCUUCCCCCAAAUCCAAGCAGAUGGGCCCAUUGUUUCGCUCGGCCCCCCCUUCCCGGAGGCUGCUGAUGGCAGGAGCCUAUUAGGAUGCAAAUGCCGGGCUGCCGGGAAUAGCCCUCCCGCUAGCCGCCCGCGCGUGUCCAGUCCAGCGCUCUGGACCCGAGGCGGGGGCAGACCCUAGGCCUGUCUUGCCCAGUCUCUGGUGUGGCCCCGGGGCAGAGAGCGUGCGCCAGGUCGUGGAGUUGCCUUUCGAGGCCAACUUUUGUGAUCGUGUUGGGAGGUGUCGAGUUCAGGUGAGCGUGGGAGGCUAUGGGAUGGAUGAAGCCGAGCAAGACCAGUAUGAAGCCCGCCUCAAGGAGCUCUUCGACAGCUUUGACAGCACCGGCACGGGGUCCCUGGGGCAGGAGGAGCUCACCGACCUGUGCCACAUGCUGCACCUCGAAGAGGUGGCUCCCGCACUGCAGCAGACCCUCCUUCAGGGCAACCUUCUCGGCAGGGUUCACUUUGACCAGUUUAAAGAAGCACUGAUCCUCAUUUUAUCCAGAACCUUAUCAAGCGAGGAGCACUUCCAAGAGCCAGGUUCCCCCCCGGAAGCACAGCCCAAAUACAUUAAAGGCGGGAAGCGCUAUGGCAGGCGGUCCUUGCCCGAGUUCCAGGAAUCGGUGGAAGAGUUUGCCGAGGUGACUGUGAUCGAGCCGCUGAAUGAAGAAGCACAGCCCGCGCACAUCGCUUCCAGCGACUGCCACGAGCACUGGAAGACUCAGGACAGUGAGGAGUACGAAGCAGAAGGCCAGUUAAGAUUUUGGAAUCCAGACGACUUGAACGCCUCACAAAACGUGUCUUCGCCCACCCAAGACUGGAUAGAAGAAAAACUGCAAGAGGUUUGUGAGCACCUCGGCAUCACCAGGGAUGGUCACCUGAACAGGAAGAAGCUGGUCUCUAUUUGUGAGCAAUAUCUGCUGCAGAACGUGGAUACCGAGGUGCUCGAAGAAGUAUUCCAUAAUCUUGAGCAAGAUGGCACAAUGAGCGUGGAAGACUUCUUCUAUGGCUUAUUUAAAAAUGGAAAAUCACUCACACCAUCAGCAUCUACCCCCUAUAGACAGCUGAAGAGGCACCUUUCCAUGCAGUCCUUUGAUGAGAGUGGGAGACGCACCACGACCCCCUCAGCCAUGACCAGCACAAUUGGGUUUCGAGUUUUCUCCAGCCUGGACGAUGGCAUGGGCUAUGCGUGUGUUGAGCGGAUACUUGACACGUGGCAUGAAGAGGGGAUUGAAAACAGCCACGAAAUCCUGAAGGCCUUGGAUUUCAGCUUGGAUGGAAAGGUUAACCUGACAGAGCUCACUUUGGCUCUGGAAAACGAGCUUUUGAUUACUAAGAAUGGGAUCUACCAGGCAGCGCUGGCCAGCUUCAAAACCGAGAUCAGGCAUUUACUGGAGCGAGUUGACCAGGUGGUCAGAGAGAAGGAGAAGCUGCGGUCAGACUUGGAGAAAGCAGAGAGGCUGAAAUCUCUAAUGGCCUCAGAAGUGGAUGACCACCAUGCCGCGAUUGAACGGAGGAAUGAAUACAACCUCAGGAAGCUGGAUGAGGAGUACAAAGAGCGCAUUGCAGCUUUAAAGAAUGAACUCCGGAGAGAGCGGGAGCAGAUUUUGCAGCAGGCUGGUAAGCAGCAUGUGGAGUUGGAGCAGGAAAUGGAGAAGCUGAAAACAGAAGAGAACUACCUCCGGGACCGGCUCACCCUGGCCCUGAAGGAAAACGGACGGUUGGAGAGCGAGCUGUUGGAAACUGGGGAGAAGCUGGCCGAGUGCGAGAGCCUGACGAGCAAGCUGCAGAGGAACUUGGAGAACGUCCUUGCAGAGAAGUUUGGCGAUCUUGAUCCCAGCACUGCAGAGUUCUUCCUUCAGGAGGAGAGACUGGUUCAAAUGAAAAUGGAGUAUGAGCAACAGUGCAGAGAAUUGCAAGACCGGAUUGACGAGCUUCAUUCUGAGUUGGAAGAGUACCGCACUCAAGAGAGAGUCUUCAGGCCUUCUCUGAAAAGCUCGCUCUCUGAGGAGUUGGAUGCUAAAAGCAGUGUUGAACCAGACCAAGGACUGGGCUCAGAGGAUUGUAAUCCAUUAAACAUGAGCAUAGAAGCAGAACUGGUCAUUGAACAAAUGAAGGAGCAGCACCACAGGGAUCUACAUCACUUGAAGCAAGAGCUUGAAGAUGCAAUGAGCCAUUAUGAAAGGCAGCUAGAUGAGACCAAGACUCAUUGUGAAAAGGAGCAAGAAGACAUGAGGAGGAAAUACAACGAAGAGAUGCAAAUGCUGGAAAACCAAGUAAGUGGCCUUAAAAACCAAAUCGUAGGACUCAAGGGAGAGGCAGCGACGCUCAAGGAGGAACAGGAAAGGACUGUCCGUCAACACCAUGAAGAGAGAAACCAAUUGCAGAUGACCUUUGAGGAGGAAAAGGCUAAUCUCCAAAAACUGGCGCUGGACCAUGAAGAAGACCUGCGAGUUAAAAUGGAGCAGGUGAAAGAGAGCUUCAGCCAGGAGCGAGAGGAGCUGAUUCAGAACGGUGCUUGGCUAGAGGAGAAGAUGCAAGUUCUGGUGCAGACGCUGCAAGAAGAGAAAGGGGAGCUGGAGCAAAACUUCCACGAGCAGCUGAAAGGGCUGAUGGAGCAGCACGUGAUGGACAAGGAGGAGCUGCGGCAAGAGUUUCUGGAAAGGCACAGGCAGGAGCUCCAAGAGGAAAGGGAAAAAACAGAGACUGAGUAUAAUAGAAGAAUGUCUCGUACAGAAACUCAGUUUUCUGUUGACCGACAAAUGCUUGUGAACAAGUAUGAAGAAACAAUGCAAAAGCUCGAAGAGCGCUACCAGCAAGAGUUGCGUGAACUCAGGGAACAGCACUGUGAAGAGAAAUCCCAGUGGGAAUUUGAAAAGGAUGAGAUAGUCCAGGAAUCUGCUGAAGCCCAAGAACAACUGAAGGCGGCCCUGGAGAAAGAAAAGGCUGCCUCUUCUGCGCUAACCCAGGAGAGAGAGCUCCUGGAGAAGCAACUCAAGGACCAGGUGAACAAGUUGGUGUGCGAGAAGCAGCAGCUUGAAAAGGAGCUGGAAGAUCUGAGAAAUGCUUCGAAAGAACAAGAGAGCAAGUUGAAUAAUAAGAUACGGCAGCUUCAAAGCAACUAUGAAAGAGAGCUACGAGACAAAGAAGAGCAUGCAUUUAUGAUGGAGGAAAAUAGAAAGCUCAAACAACUUGAGACCGAAUAUGAGCAAGAGCGACGGGAACUGAAUUCCAAACUUCAGGCUUUCGAGGGCGUGAACAAAGAGAUGCACAAUCGGGCUGAAAGAGAGAGGGCAGAGCUGAGUUUGGAGAUCUCGGGUCUUCAAGAAAAAGUAAAGGGAUUGAAGCAGGAAGCACUUAACUUCUCCAGACUGCAAAAUGACUACAGCGCCUUGGCAAACAAAUAUGCAGCGAUAAAGGACAAAGUUUCUGCACUCUCCGACGUGCAGCUGCUGGAGGAAGACGCAAAUGUUCUUAUAACCCUUCAAAAAGUGCAUGAGCAGGCAGUGAAAGAGAACGUGAAAAUGGCCUCUGACCUUACCAAGCUGCGGCAGAGGUUACAAACGCUGGAGCAAGAGCGGGUGCAGCCGUCACGUCGUGACCAAGUAGAUGCUGAGAUUGAAGAACCCAAGCUGCAAGAUGAGAUGGGUCCGGAGGGGAGCAAUGCCAGCAGUCUGGACGACCUGCGAGAUGACUGGAACAAGAUGGACAAGGGAUCAGACUGGAACCCGCUUCUGUUGUUGGAGGUGAAAACAAAGCAACUGGAAGAAAUGAUUGAGGUUCACUCCGGCCUCGAGCAGACGUAUGAAGAAACCAGAGGGGAAAACCACGCUCUUAAAAGGAAGAUUUGUCAGCUGCUGGAGCGUGUGGUGGGCUUGGAAGCAGAAUGUAGUCAAGCUGCCAACAAGAAGCAAGAUCUGGCUUCCAAAAUCGCCGUGCUGCAAAGGAAGCAGUCACAGCUUGAGAAGGUCCUGGAGACCGUUCCCAAGUUGAAGAUGUAUGAAGAUGAUCAAGGAGAGAGCGACUGUCUUCAGGAAAAUACCAACCUGGCUGCAAGAAGUGCAGGGCUUUGUUCUGAUGUGUCAAGGUGGCAGACUGAGCUAACAAAGGCUGAGGAAGGAACCGAAGCCCCUCUCCAGCAUGAGAAGGUAUAUGGAGCUGCAAAAAGAGAGCAUGGAGAACUGAAACAUCUAGUACCUUGGCCUAGGGACAAGACGGAAGAGCUAGAAGAAAGAUCAGUGGUGCAGCUGAAACUCCUGGCAUUGCAAGAAGAAAUCCAGCUGGAAAACCAGGCCCUGAAAUCUGAGAUGAGACAGUUAAUUGAAAAAAAUAGUCAACUGGAAGGGUACGUACCUAGGCUCACAAGCCUGCAGCACAGGCUGGAAGAAAGUAGCCAAGAAAUUGUGAAACUCCGGCAGGAAAAAACACAGCUCCUAGAAAAGCUCAAAGAAAUGGCAGAUGCGCAGGAAAAAAUGGACGUGCGCAGCGAGAACCUCGGACUGCAGUGCACGCUCGGAAAACUGGACACCCUGACUGCAAGGCUUCACGUGCUGCAAGACCAGCACGGGCAGUGCGAAAGCGCCUCGAAGGAGAUGGCGGCGGAGAAGAGGGAACUGCAAGAGCUGAAUAAAAAACUGAGAGAGAGAGUGGCCGCCUUGGUGCAGGAAAAAGACACGUGGGCUCAAGGCGGCAAAGAGGAGUUGAAUUCAGCCAUCCACGACUUGCAAAGCACGUGCAGCGACCUGCAGCAAAAAGUGGAGCUCCUGAGAUGUGACGCUGAGAAGCUCAGAGAAGAAAAUGCUCUUCUGAAGAAUGAAAUAGCACUAUUGAAUGAAGAAGGUAGUGUUUCUCACCUCAAAUUAAGAGAACUGAGUGGAUCUCGAGAAGAAAUGUGGCAAAAAAUAGAAGCCGAGAGAAAAGAGAAAGUGGCUGUGCAGAAGAUGGCGGAUAACCUGAAGAAACAGGUGUUGGAUAUGAAAGCCAGGAACCAGCAGCUGGAGUUUGAAAGUGCAGAAUUAAGGCAAAAAAAUUCCAAAAACCAAGUGGAUGUGCAGGAUCUGAAUCAACGGCUGGCAAGGCUGCUGAAGCAGAAGGAGAAGGAAGCGGGGAAAUGUACUUUGGAGGAAUGGGAAAGGGAGAGAUCUAAGCUGAAAGAGGAACUGGAAAACUGUAAAGUUAAGUCAUCAGCUUUGGUAUCUUCCUUGGAGGCAGAGCUGUCUAAAGUCAAGGUUCAAACCCAUACGCUAGAACAGGAAAAUCACCUCCUUAAACAGGAACUGGAGAAGACCAAACAGCCGCCCAGGUGUCCUGAUCUCUCCGAUUGCCAGAAUGAAAUUUCUAGUUUAAUCACUAAAACUGAAAAGCUGUUGAAAGAGAAAGAAGUCCUGAGUGAAGAACUCAAUAGAUGUGUUGAUAAGGUGGCUAAAGUGAACUACUUGGAGAAUGUAAUUGUGGGCUUGAAGCAGGAGCAGAAGUCCUGGGAGCAACAAAAUCAGAUGCUGAAAACACAACUCAUGGUUUCACAGGAAAAGGUCCAGAGUCUGGACGAAGCACUACAAAAUAUCAACCUUCAAAUGUCACGACUCAAAUCAGACCUCCGGGUGACCCAGCAGGAGAAGGAAGCUCUUAAGCAGGAAGUGAUGUCACUGCACAAGCAACUCCAAAAUGCCAAUGAUAAGAAUCGGGUUCUAGAACUGGCCGUGACUUCUUCAGGGCUGCAAAGCCAGCAGAAGAAGCUCUGCUGGGAUGAACUGGAUCAGCUAAUGAAACAGGAGCAGCAGCUACUGAGGCAAGAGAAUGAGAGGCUCCAGAGAGAAAUCCAGACCACUAAAACAGAUCUCAGUCAUUCUAGGGAGAAGAUUCGGCAGCUGGAAUCUAACAUCCUUUCCCUGAAACACCAAAAACAUCAAAGCCAGUCGGGUAUUAUGAAAGCCAUAGAGCAGGAGAAAUUAAGCUUGAAGAGAGAGUGUGAACAGCUUCAGAAGGAACUGUCCUCUGCAAACAGGAAGAUCAGUCAAAUGAAUUCGCUUGAACGCGAAUUGGAGACCAUCAACUUGGAAAAUGAAGGGCUAAGAAAAAAACAAGUCAAAUUGGAUGAACAACUUAUGGAGAUGCUACACUCGAGCUCCAAUGCGAUGCUUAGCCAGUCGCAGCACACUCGGGAGCUGCCGCAGCUCCAGCAGCAAGGCUGUACCAUGGUGCCCAAGGAGCAGUUCCAGCAGCUCCAACAUCAGCUGCUUCUGGCAGAAAGGAGGAAUCGGCGCCUGCAGGAGGAACUUGAAAACCAACCCUCAGAAACAAACAUGCCACAGGGAGGUAAUGACCAGCUUCUAAAAGUGAUGGAAGAACGUAUGAUGGAUGUUGAACAGAAACUGAGGCUUGUGAAGAGGCUUCUCCAAGAUAAAGUAAAUCAACUGAAAGAGCAACUUUCCAAGAAUACUAAAGCAGAUGCGAUGGUUAAGGAUCUCUAUGUUGAGAAUGCGCAAUUGCUGAAAGCUCUGGAGAUGACAGAACAGCGGCAGAAAACAGCUGAGAAGAAAAACUACUUACUAGAAGAAAAAAUUGCCAAUCUCAAUAAAAUAGUAAAGAACUUGGUAUCACCAUCACUGAAUUCCACACCUCCGUUAAGGUCAAAAUAAAGCCAUAUGUAUGUUGACAAGUUCAUGCACUUUACUGAAAUGUCAAGAUUUCAGCUUUUCGCUAUGCUGCCUUUUUGUACUAUUAAUGUUAGUUAAUAGAGGUCUCAAAGUCAGCGGUAUAAAGUUAAUGCCUAAAUCAGAAGCUGCCAACAAAUUUCUGGUUUGCAUUCCCAAACUAUCUUCCUGCCCAUUUUUGUCUAAAACUAGGCAUUUCAGGAUUGCAAAGAGAUUCAGAUGUGUUAUUCCAGGUAAUUUAUUCUAGUCUUUUAAUUGCCUUCAGUUUUUAAAUAUGAUCUCUGAAUUUAUUAUAGUGAAUCCACUUGGUAAUUCUCAUCUGCAUUGAAACCUAGAUCUCAAGCUUUUAAGUUGUGUAGAAUACUUUAAUAUUUAAACUCAACAUAUCACUGGGUCCCUUCAGAGUAACAAGGUCCUUACUGGGAAGUAAUGGACCUUACUGGAAUGGACCUUACUGGAAGUAAUGGUCCUUACUGGGAAGUGUACAUCAUCAGUGUUUCCUGUAUGCUGCAGUUUGAUUCUACAAGAUCCCUAAAUCAAUACUCUCUGCCUUAUUUAGUACUUGCAGCCAGUCGAUCAGUGGUGUUUUCUCCCCAGAGUUCAAGCUUUGGCUGUAACUGUAUAAGUAGACUGUUAUCUUCAACCAAGCAUAACUGUAUUUUCUCUUGAACAUCUCAGCUGAUAAAUGGGAACAUGAGUUCUGUAUAGUUGCACUGCCAACCAAUGAAAACCUCCUACAAUUUUAGGCCUUAAAGUGUCUCCCUGUGUAAGUACGUUUUCAUUUUCUUUAGCCUGUGAUAAUGUAUAUCAAGAUCCUCUAACAGACGACCUAGGCCCAUUCAGAGUUUUUUAUUCGACUACAAUGGGACUCAGCAUAGACUUUGCUAGUACGCCGGUACAGGUUAGGUUUGUGACGGGUAAUGAUGCAUCUUCAAGGCACCUCAGCAACUCAGGGAAUGUUAGAAUGAAUUGGCUUCCUGUACUGAUAGAGAUCUUCAUACUUGCAUAUGAAAACAACAUUCAAGCUUUAGGAAAAAACAGGAUAAACCAAAUGUUAAGGUCUAAUAGGACCAGGUUAAAAAAAAAAAAAAAGGCCAGCAAAUGUUUAAGUUAAAUGUUCAUGUGAAGGGGAUUGAUGACAGGGACCAGACUGAGAUCUUCACUUUCUGAAACUUUCAAAGUACAGUGUAAGCAGUGGGUUAUGGAGGAAGGGGUAAAAAAUGAUUGUCCUGUCUUUGAGACUACCAAAAGGUGCUAAUUAUGACAGUGUGUGUAAAAUAGCAGCAAUCCACUAAAAGCUAGUAUGAGACUGCCCACAAGAUACCAGCUAGCCUACAAAGAAUGACUUCACUGACUCUUAUUUUGCCAGGUGCCACAGUUUGCUAAGGAAGCACUGUAAAGGAUGUUAGGUCUAAAACUUGACUAACUGGAGGGUAGGAGGUUUGGAUUGAGUAGAUAUAGGGUAUAACUGUUUCUUGUAAGGUUAAUCUGCUCAGUUCCUUUAUGCAGCUAAUGAAAGGAAUAUUAUUAUACUCUAGAUAGAGAUGUUUAUCAUUUUUGUUGCAUAUAGAAAUGAGGAAGCUUAACACAACAUGGAUUCUGCACAAGUUUCUUGAUGAAAAGGUUGUAAUGAAUAAUACAGGGUUGCAUUUACAAUAAAAUCAGUUUGCAUGCAGUGCUAAUUUUUUAAACCCCUAAAACUUUUAAGAUCCAUUAAACAAAUCUUUUAACAGGUUUAUGACAAUGAUAGUUAAAAGUAGUUAGGACCUAUGCAAAGCAUGACAUUCUUAGUUAGAAAUUACUUCCCAACUGUGCUAGUUUUCUGUCUGUUUACUCUCAAUCUUCUAUCUUUAUAAAUAAUCUUUCAAUAUCUGAUCUCUGUGCCCUUUUUUCAUUACCUGCAGAAGCAGUCUAUCGCAUAUUGCAUUACAAUACAUGGGAGUUCCCUCUAAAUUCCAGAGUAUAUAUAUUUUGCUUCUGCUAAUACUUAAGCUGUAAAAAUAACAUUCAUAAAACUCAGAUGCAUGGGUAGUGUUACUAACUUCUAUUAGCAAUAAAAAAAAUUGAGAACACCUUACUCUAAAGAAACAUCUAAAUUAGGAAAAAUGUAUUUGAAACGGUACUGUCAACAGGGUUUAAUUGGCUGUGGUUGUUCUAUGAACAGCUGUUCAAUAACCCUUUCAACAAUUUUCUUAGACCAAACCUGACCUGAGUUAAAUCCCAUGUUUUGUCAUGUAUUUUAGUCUGCCCUUAAUUUUAAACCAUGGUGUAAUUUCAUAAUCUCACAUGACAAAUCUUUUUAAAGGAUAGGCCGCUCACUCAAAUAUUUCCUUCCUGGCGUUAAUUUUUUCUUUAAAAUAUAUAUAUUAAUCAGAAAUGUCUAGAACAUCGGCACUGCCAAAAACAAUCGAGCUUUGGCUAGGUGCCCAUUGUAGAGUAGCUGUCCAGAUUAAAAGGCAGGCAGGCAGUUCUAGUUCUCCCCUGCUAUUCCAGUGUCUCCAUUCUUCCUGGCGGCUACAAAUGCUAAGAAGGAGCAAGAAGGAAGUUUAGCCUCUUAGUUCUAGCAAAACUUAACUGACUUUAUCAGGAUAUCAGGUCUAAGCACCAAAUUCUCAAAGGGCCUGUCUGCAUGCUUUGGAAAAUGCAAUGUUACACUGCUCAGAGCAUAGAGCAAGAAGAGAGAAAAUAGUUGUGAAUCUUAGGACCCAAAGACUGAUGCUCCGCAUCAGUGAAAUGUUUGCUUGACCAUUGAGCUGGCAUGAUUGCUUACAUAUUUUUUACAGUGUUUGGACUGGUGGAAAUAACCUGCAAAGGGCUAAGUAUUUAUGGUGUGUGUGUGUGUGUGUGUGUGUGAAUAUAAACCUAGCUAUACACAAUACAGGCAUUUUAAAGAUGCCAAAGUAUUUAAUAGUAAGUUAAAGUGCACUCAAAACUUGAACUGUGAGGCCUCAUUCAAAAUGAUGGACCUUGCCAAUUCAGACAUUAUGAUGUUACUAGUGCUUUAAAGACCAAUGUGUCCUACACUAUGCCAUGUGAAUCACUGUGAAGAUGUGUGGUUUUUGAUAGAGGAUAGAUGUAUGAGUUCACUCAACCACUUGUGUGAAAGUAUUAUAUCUGCACAGGUAAGAAGCUGUUUGCUGAUUUGCUUUGGCAAAAGCAUAUAUUAGCCCAUUUUCUCUUGCAAUUGAAGCUCACUUUAAAUGCAAAGAGGAAAUUCUUUGAAUUCAUCAGAACAAAAAGAUUAUAACCCAACUGGCAUUAGUUAUUUAUAGAUACUGUAUAAAAUGUGAAGCAAGGGAACUGGGUGUUUCAGUAAAGAACAAAAAAAUCUAUCGGUAUGUUUAAAGGAAUUGUAUCACUAGGAUAACUGCAUUUCAACCUUCUUCCCCAUGAAUCGCUUCUGUUUCCACUAUAUGUCAAAUACUGUAAUUACUGACAACUUAUGUAUUGAUGAAUAUCAGUAUGGGUAUUUUUCUAUCGAGGUUGCAUUUCCUUUGUAAUAUAACAACUUUAUAUAAUCAUGUAAACAUGAAAGAUGAGCCAUCCUAUACAGUGUGUAUAACUAAUGUAAAAAUGUGUAUAAUUAAUGUAAAAAUAAA